AUGGUUCCGCCUGGAGGAUUUUCUCCUCAUUAUCGGCCCGAGGUCCCUCAGGAUGACGGCCAUAAUUCCCCAGAUCAGAGGCUCAGCUCCCGCAUAGAAAGCUUCAGCGACAUCGCCGAGAUGGAAUUCGGAGGCUAUUACUAUGGUGAAGCUUGUUGCCCGAUUACUUCCAGCCCACCAUCAUCUCCAUCACUUCGGGGACGAGAAUCGUUGGUGUCGCUACCGACGCAGCGGUCCAAUAGCACUCUGGGCAUUGCUAGACUAGAAACCAGAUCGUGGUUCGCAACAACUGAAGAAAAUGCAUACCAACAUAUCAGGGGUUCCACGCUACCUGAUCUGGGACAAAAUACGAGCAUGCGGAGUGUAGACUCUAUUCAACAUGCCGCUGAAGACAUCCUCAUGGCCCAGGCUGUCCCAGAAGACAGAGAGAGCAUGCAUAUCGCCUUGAUACCUGCCGCAGCACCCAUACAUGGAGUAGGGCCUUCGGCAUCAAGUCCUGAAUAUACCGAUCUGGAAAUGUCAAAAUGGCAGGAGCAAGAGAAAGCAGGGAGACUAUCGAAUGGUCUAGGUGUUGGGCUCAAGCCAGAAACAACCAUCCGGGAGGCAGACCUCAUGUCUUCUGAUCGCCAAGUUGCCUCCCCAAGGCUUUCGCGAUCGAUGUCCCUAACCGGACAAAAACCAUUGCUGAGUCGUUCCGCAACCCGCAAAGCACUCGGUCAGGAUACCGCAGACAGAACCGGCCAAGCCGUCCAAGUCAUCAUCGAAGAUCCGGAGUCUGAAGAGGAGGAGGAUUAUGCUCUGCACCAUCGCGACUCAACUGCCGGCUCAAGCUUUACCAAUCGAGAUGCGGUGCAUUCUGAGGAGCUUGCUGACCUGAAGAACGUCAGGACAAAGAGUACAGGCUUGAGACCGAGGGUCCAGCGGACUGAGACUUUCUAUCCUCACCCAGACUGGAAGCCGUUCUCGAUGCGUUGGCCAUACCUCACCAUGCUGAUUUUCCUCUCGAUCGCACUCGCCGGUCUGACGGAAGCACUCUACCAGUCAUCUGCCAGGAAACCGUUGGUGUCUUUCAACACACCACAGGAGAUCAAGCCAGGCGUGUACUUUGUGAUCAAGUUUCUUCCGACCAUCGUGGCUGUGACCUAUGGUGUAUUGUGGCAGGUCACCGAUUUUGAGGUCAGGAGGCUGGAGGCCUUCCACCAACUUUCGAAGGAAGGGGGUGCGACGGCCGCGGAGACACUGAACGUGGACUACAUCACCAAUCUCAGCUUCUUGAGGCCAUUACAUGCAUUCCGCCUGUGCCACUACGCAGUCACGGUAUCCUCGGUAGCUUCGUUGCUCGCGGUGUCGGCCGUGCCCACACUGACUUCAGCAUGUAUAAUUCUCACUCCAGACCGCAAGGAACGAACCCAACACCCUGAAGGGACAAAAAAUAUUCUGGUCGACCCGACAUGGUCGCGGGUACUGGAAGUGGUACUUUUGCUCAUUGCCUUGAUGGGAGGGGUCCUCUUCGCCCAGCUAAGAUCACGUCGAUCCGGCCUCCUUGCCGAUGUUAAGGGAAUAGCUGGCCUAGCAGCCAUGGCGAACGUCUCGCACAUUCUCAUGGACUUCAAAGACACGGACGUUGCGACCCACAAGGACAUCCACCAGAAACUGGCACAUAAUCGUUACAUCCUUCGGAACUCGUCUCUUGCGCCCUUGCCGGCUGGGGAGAACGGCCCCUCGACCGCGCGGGAAGAUGACCACGGCGCCAGUGGCUCGAGGAGGAGCAGCGUCGAGCACAAGUUCCACCUCUCACUCAACCCGCAUCCCCUCAUGCUCCGCGCAGCAGGAUGCGUCCCCUUCAUCACGGGCAUCCUGCUGUUCGCCGCGCUGCUCCCCAUCCUCCUGUUCACGCCCGCGGGCUACCUGACAGACAAGGCACCCUGGGUAGUCACUGCCCUGGCUGUGUGUAUCAAGCUCGCAUGGGGCGCGGUCGACACCAACGUGAGGAUGAUCGAGCCCUUCUUCAUCCUGUACAAGCGGCACGCGCCGCCCAAGACGCUCACGCUCGACUACACUGCCAUGCCUUUCGCUUGGGUAGCGCUCAAGGCACUGCUGAACAGGCACUGGCUGGUCUUCGCCGUGGGAUUCGGCACCAUCAUGACGGAGGUGUUGACCGUGCUGGUGACGAGCCUCGCGACGGUGGAGGGUAAAGAAUUCGCGAGGAUGAUCAGGGAUCACCGUGGGGGCAUGAGUGACGGCGGCGGCGACAUCCGAGGCGGCCAGGAGACGGCCGGCUCGUUUUGGAUCUCGUUCGGCCUGGCCACAUUCAUCCUACUAUACAUGGGGGCCGUGGCCACGGUGGUGUUCGUGCGCCGUCGUAAGCCAUUCCUACCGCGCCAACCAAACACCAUCGCCAGCGUACUGGCUUUCAUACACCAGUCCAAAAUGCUGUGGAGCUUCGUCGGAACAGAAAAGCUGGGCAACAGGGAGAUUCUCCAGUUCCUGGAUGAGGUGGGUCAGACAUACGGGCUGGGCUGGUUUGAGGGGCGUGACGGCCGGGAGCACUGUGGGAUUGACCAGGAGGAGCUCAAGACUUCUUACCGCCACGGGCUAGACUACAGCCGGAGUAAUAAGCCGUGGGUAGAGACCUUCAGUGAGUGGCUAUGA
Molecule: messenger RNA, 2652 nt
Organism: Diaporthe amygdali
Lineage: Eukaryota; Fungi; Ascomycota; Sordariomycetes; Diaporthales; Diaporthaceae
Exons: 2
Coding region: 1-2652 (883 amino acids)
Source: RefSeq, a predicted model, not a curated record